Molecule: messenger RNA, 1122 nt
Organism: Cutaneotrichosporon cavernicola
Lineage: Eukaryota; Fungi; Basidiomycota; Tremellomycetes; Trichosporonales; Trichosporonaceae
Exons: 8
Coding region: 1-1122 (373 amino acids)
Cellular component (GO): cytoplasm; ribonucleoprotein complex; nucleus
Molecular function (GO): mRNA binding
Source: RefSeq, a predicted model, not a curated record
AUGUCUGCCGCUCCUGCUUCUCCCACUCCUGCCGCUGCCCCCGCCGCCGCCGCCACCCCUGCCUCUGCGGCGGCGGCCGCUACGCCGGCUGCUGCGGUUGACUCGACCAUCGAGGAGGGCCACCGCGUCUACAUCGGCAACCUUGCCUUCUCGGCCACUGAGGAGCAGAUCCGCGAGCACCUUGCCAAGGCUGGCGGCGAGAUCAUUUCGGUCAUUCUUCCCACCCGCUACAAGAGCCGUCCCGCCGGCUACGCCUUCGUCACGUUCAAGAACGAGGCCGACGCCACCAAGGCUGUCGAGACCCUCAACGAGACGGAGAUUGGCGGUCGCCAGGUUCACCUCCAGCUUGCGCGCUCCAAGGAGGAGAACGCGGACCGUCGCACCGAACUCCUCGAGAAGCGCAAGGAGGAGAAGGCUGCGAAGGCGGCCAAGGCCAAGGAGGCCAAGGAGAAGAAGGAGGCGGCCGAUGCGGCUGACGCUGCCGCUGUCAGCAGCGAGAAGUCUGCCGACAAGGCCGACAAGCCCAAGAAGAAGAAGAAGACUGCCUCGAAGUCUCGCCGCCGUCGCCCUGAGGACGGUGACGAGACCGCUGUUGACGACGAGGCCGAGGCCGAGGCCGCACCGAAGACCGCCAAGCCCAAGAAGGUCAAGGAGCCCAAGGUCAAGGCCGAGAACGGGGAGCCCGCGAAGAAGCAGCCCAAGGAGCGCAUGCCUCGUCUUGCUCUCACCGGCGAGAACACCGUCUUUGUGGCCAACCUUCCGUUCACCAUCGACGACGAGGGCCUGAGCGCCAUCUUCACCAACCUCUCGAUCAAGGUCAAGUCGGCGCAUGUCAUCAAGGGCAUCCGCAAACUCCCCGGUCACCGCGCGUUCCGCGGCUCCAAGGGCUUUGGUUUCGUCGUGCUCGAGGACGAGACCCAGCAGGUCCCCGCCGUCGAGAAGAUCAACGGCCUGGAGGUCCAGGACCGCAAGAUUACUGCCAAGGUCGCGCAGGAGAUGAAGCCCAUCGAGGAGCUGGAGGCCAAGGCCGGCGCGAAGGCGGACGCCAAGGUCGACUCCAAGCCUGACGUCAAGGCCGAUGCCGAGGACGUCAAGGACGUCAAGGUUGAGGCGACUGCAUAA